AUGUCCCCGGUCGUCGUCCGAAUGAGUCUUCAAGGGCCAGAGAAACAGUUGGCCCCGGCAGGCAGGUGGAGGCUCGCGUCUGCGAGGCGCCUAACCCCGAAACAGCGAAACAUGGCAAGACAUCCCACGAGGCACGUCUUUCUCCCCAAUGCGCCACGGAUUUGCCGCCGGGGAAAGAGAAGAAUACUGGAGCAAAGCCUGUGA
Molecule: messenger RNA, 204 nt
Organism: Colletotrichum costaricense
Lineage: Eukaryota; Fungi; Ascomycota; Sordariomycetes; Glomerellales; Glomerellaceae
Exons: 2
Coding region: 1-204 (67 amino acids)
Source: RefSeq, a predicted model, not a curated record